AUGGACAACCAGCAGAACAACCCCCAGUCGCCCCGCCACUGGCACGGCAGCCUGGGCGAUCGUUAUGAGCACCACAACGUCUGGGUGACAGGCGGCCCUCCCCAGCCAUACAUGGCUCGACGGCCUUCUGCUGCCGAAGCAGCGAGUGCCACAGCUGAUAGACGGGAAUCUGUCUCGUCUAGCAUGUCUUCCGGCUCUAACAGCCCCCCAACUGCUCCAAACAGGAGACGUUCUAGUCAGGGUUCGUCCCUCUUUGAAAGUCUGACGAACCAGAAGCGGAACUCCACGGAUCCUGCUUCGGCCGCACGCCGCGCAAGUUACAAUGAUCAGGCGCAGCAGGGCGGUUUCUUCUCGAAGUGGUGGGAAGGGUAUACUCGUGGUUCUAAAUAA
Messenger RNA from Aspergillus bombycis, 390 nucleotides. RefSeq lists its product as uncharacterized. The record is from RefSeq and is a predicted model, not a curated record. The coding region runs from base 1 to 390 and encodes 129 amino acids. Lineage: Eukaryota; Fungi; Ascomycota; Eurotiomycetes; Eurotiales; Aspergillaceae. The transcript is spliced from 2 exons.